AUGUGCCACUUUCAGGUCUCCUCACACACUGCUGGUGUGUUGAAUUUUUUGACAUAGGGUGCUGGCAGAUUACGGGCCUCCCAUAGCUGCUGCCAGGCCCCUAAUCUGCCAUGGGCCCCUAUAUACCGCCUCCUCAUGCUGCUGCCAAGUCCAGAGUCUCUCAUGGGUCCCUGUACGGCCUCCCAUUGCUGCUGUCUCCAUCGCCACACUCUGCCAUGUGCCACUUUCAGGUCUCCUCACACUCCUGCUGGUUUCCAUUUUGUCAUAGGUUGCUGUAUGGCCUCCCAUUGCUGCUGCCUCCACCGCCACACUGUGGCUCCAAACACUGGUUUUGGCCCCGUGACUGGCCAAAUGAGUGAAGUGUGCGGUGAUUCUAAGAUCGACGGCACUCAUCUGCAUGUCAUACUG
This is a messenger RNA of Staurois parvus, 408 nucleotides long. NCBI's taxonomy places the organism in Eukaryota, Metazoa, Chordata, Amphibia, Anura, Ranidae. The record is from the annotation of a GenBank genome assembly.